AUGGCGGUCAAAGACCUUGUCGAGACUACAAUCAACGACAACACGAUUGCCAUCUUUUCCAAGUCUUACUGCCCAUACUGCAAGCGUGCAAAGGCUCUUAUUACUUCCAAGUUCCCAAACGUCCCUACGAAGAUCUACGAGCUCGACGAGAUGUCUGAGGGCUCGGACAUUCAGGAUUACCUGACCGAGAAGACGGGCCAGAGAACCGUGCCUAAUAUUUUCAUCAACAAGAAGCAUGUCGGAGGAUGCGAUGCCGUGACUGCUCUGGAUAGCCAGGGCCAGUUGGCCAAACUUGUCGGCGUGUAA
Gloeophyllum trabeum ATCC 11539 is the source of this 306-nucleotide messenger RNA. Its product is annotated as glutaredoxin. Gene Ontology annotation, cellular component: cytoplasm. Gene Ontology annotation, molecular function: glutathione disulfide oxidoreductase activity. The record is from RefSeq and is a predicted model, not a curated record. NCBI's taxonomy places the organism in Eukaryota, Fungi, Basidiomycota, Agaricomycetes, Gloeophyllales, Gloeophyllaceae. The transcript has 5 exons. Bases 1 to 306 code for a protein of 101 amino acids. Gene Ontology annotation, biological process: cellular response to oxidative stress.